Molecule: messenger RNA, 831 nt
Organism: Aspergillus tubingensis
Lineage: Eukaryota; Fungi; Ascomycota; Eurotiomycetes; Eurotiales; Aspergillaceae
Product: DUF2293 domain-containing protein
Exons: 3
Coding region: 1-831 (276 amino acids)
Source: RefSeq, a predicted model, not a curated record
AUGUCGCCCACGCCAAAGAAAGCCUCCCACUCAGGGGCCGCCAGAAGGCGGCGUGGGAAACGGAAGAUCACCCCGAGAUCGCCCCUGUCUAUCCUGGCUCAGACUCGAAAGAACAGCGCCGUGAAGAAACGUGAUCGCGGCGACGUGGUCAGCAGCAGCAAGACAAAACUUACGGAGCGCAGGAGUAAACCAGGGAGACCAUUCAGUCUGAAUCUCCUUCCACUGUCGACCGAGCCAAGAGAAAAGAACUGUUUUAGACGGGAUCCAUCCCCUGCAAACUACCGAUUUGUCCCCAAGGGCGACAUCUACAUUACUCGCAAUUGCCGAAAACUGACAAAGGAGUCUGGCCGAAUUGUCUACGUGGUUUAUGAUGAUAGAGGCAAGAGCACUCUUGGCCUACGUGUUCCGGCCGAUGUUCACACUGCCGUCCUCCGGUUAGCGGACGAAACAGCUCAGUCUCGCGCUCAAGCUGUUCAAGUACGUGAUGAGAAAGAUUAUGCGCAAGCCCGUCAACUCUUACGCGCCCAGUUUCCUUUAAUGCCCGAGGAGUCACUGGACACUGUUCUCGAACAUGCCUUUCUGAAGGGCUCUGGCCGCGUGGGCCGGACAUCCAGAUUAUCGGAUCAAGACAAAGCCAAGUUAGCCGUAGAGGCUCAUAUCAGACACACCCAUACCAGCUAUGAAGCACUCCUGAAGGCGGGGAAGACGCGCGGUGAAGCUCGUCAAGCGUCAAAGGAGAUGGUCCAGGCUAUCAGGACCGCAUGGUCAGGUGGCAAUGUAGAGCCAACGGAUUGCCUGACUAUGCGGGAUCGAGUGAUUGUGAUUGAUUAA